AUGCCGAGCCAGUCCCAAAACCAUUCCGACUCUGAUGAGGAUAUCGAGUUCGAAGAUGUCCCUUUACGCCAGAAUCAGCCAUCCUCCAGAUCAGAUGGUCUUGAGGUCACUCUCUCCGAGUCCGGAGCCCAGGCUGACGGUGGGCGAACCCCGGAUCGUCAAUGGAACCCUACGUUGAAUCUUCCGCAGCAACGAGACAGCCCCAUAACUCCGGGCUCUGCGGAAGAAACCCGGCUCCGCGAACGUUUAAGCUCUGAUAUUGACCGGAUCAAUUUACGUCAAUUAAAGACCGAGAUGGGCAUGGAUAUUCCGGAGACCGAUCCAUCAGCCCGUCCGUACGUGAAUUUUGCGGCAUUGGCGCGUGAUGUGGAGCAUUUAGUAGAUAUGCUCUGGACUACGUCGACCCCUUCUAUCGAAGUCGAGCCUCUGAUUACACUGGCUGGCAUCGUUCAAAAUUCGCUGCAGGCCUAUGCCUUCGACCCACACAGCACCUUCAUACUCUUGCACAAAUUCGAUGUCAUCUUCGCAUCUAUGUAUACCGGUGUCCAUCCAAUUACCGGCUCGUUCCUUCCGGGCUAUAGAGCCGGUCAUCCACUGCUGACGCAGACCCAGAGAGUCCGUAUCCGCAGCUUGGCUGAACAAACUCGGUACAAGGUCAUUUCUUUUGUCCAGCGGUCCAGUGAGGAAAAUGAUCAGAAUAGUGAGAUCUGUGAUGACGAAAGUGAGUCCGAUGAUGCUGAGGGCCAACAGUGGCUAUUGAAUGCCUCCUAUGUCUUUAAUGAUGUGUUGAUGCUUGGCGAGGCCGAAGUUGAGAUUGAAGUGAAUGGAAGCUAG
Molecule: messenger RNA, 834 nt
Organism: Penicillium macrosclerotiorum
Lineage: Eukaryota; Fungi; Ascomycota; Eurotiomycetes; Eurotiales; Aspergillaceae
Exons: 2
Coding region: 1-834 (277 amino acids)
Cellular component (GO): transcription factor TFIIH holo complex
Source: RefSeq, a predicted model, not a curated record